Molecule: messenger RNA, 4348 nt
Organism: Mesoplodon densirostris (Blainville's beaked whale)
Lineage: Eukaryota; Metazoa; Chordata; Mammalia; Artiodactyla; Ziphiidae
Gene: ZNF185
Product: zinc finger protein 185 with LIM domain
Exons: 24
Coding region: 1-2082 (693 amino acids)
Source: RefSeq, a predicted model, not a curated record
AUGAGUAUCUCAGCUCUCGGAGGAGGCAGCAAAGGGAAGCCUCUGCCACCAGGCGAGGAGGAGCGCAAUAAUGUCCUCAAGCAGAUGAAAGUUCGCACCACGCUGAAAGGGGACAAGAGCUGGAUCACCAAGCAGGAUGAACCGGAGAGCCACAGCCUUGAGCUGCCCUCAGGCCGGAGUCGUGCCAUAUCUUUUUCUUCAGCUGGGGAGGUCCCGAAGGCCAGGCCCCCGAGCACGAGGGCUCCCACUGGCUAUAUCAUCCGGGGAGUGUUCACCAAGCCUGUAGACAGCUCGUCUCAGCCCCAGCAGCACUUCACCAAGGCCAACGGAGCUCCAAAAAGCACUGCCGCUCUGGGGAAAGCAGCUGCUGCUGGGCCUCCCCGCCCCUCCUCCUCUGGCUACAGGAUGACCACAGAGGAUUACAAGAAGCUGGCACCCUACAACAUCAGGCGCAGCUCAGCGUCAGCGGCUGCUGAAGACGAGGAGGUGCCCUUCUCUUCUGAUGAGCAGAAACGGAGGUCAGAGGCUGCCAGCAGUGUGGUGAGGAAGACAGCUCCCCGGGAGCACUCCUACGUCCUGUCGGCGGCCAAGAAGAGUGCCAGCAGCCUUGCCCAGGAGACACCGGUCCCGUUCAUCGCAAAGAGGGUUGAGGUAGUGGAUGAGGACAGGCCUUCCAAGAAGAGCCAGGACCCACCUGCUCUGGCACGAUCCCCUCCCGGCUCGAGCAGUGCGGAAGCGGGCAGAGCCAAACUGUCUCGGGCAAUUUGGAUGGAGUGCACGCCCAGCCUGCCUAGCCCCGCUGGGACUCGGGAGCCCAGCGCAAGAGGUGAGGAGACUGUCCGCCUGCAGAUCACAACACCGGGGGCGGGACUCUGCCUGGUGGCCCCAGACCCAGAAGAAAUGAGGUCUUCCCCAGGCUCCAAAGACAACGAAGCCCCCAACCCCAGAGAGCCCAAGAGAGACUUGAGUGGUGAAAGGGCCUUCAAGGGCCUUGAUGCAGACUCUGAAAGAUCAAGUGAUGGCGACGUGGGAUCCGGAGCCAUGGGCUCCACACCUGAAGGCUUGGCUGGAGCAGACAUCAGCUCUGGGCGAGGAGGGCUGUGCUCACCUGCUGUCUUUACCCCUCUCCUGGAUGAUCAGGAGGUGCCCAGUGCCAACUCGCAGCCUCAUAAGCCUGGACCAGCAGCCACCAGCUCUGGUUCCACUUCUGCCUCUGCUGUCCUGGCUGACAGGAAGAGCAACAGCCCAGCAUACCUGGAGGACAUGGAGACGGACCCAAAGGGCUGUCACGAUGUCAUGGGAAGCCAGGAGAUUCUGCAAUGGGAAGAAAAAAAGGGGGACAGAGUCCCUAACUGCUCUGCAGGGAACUGCGCAGCCGGCACAGAACGUGUGCGCUUGCGCACGAGCGCCGGCACGAACAUCUUGGCUGAUCUUGAGGAGGAGAAUGUGGUCACCAAGGUGGAAGACGCCUGGCAAGGGAGGCCUGGAGCCCAGCAAGAUGACCGGGGAGACCCGGCUGCACCCACCCAGAAGCCGGCAGACCCCAGCAACCCCGAGCAGCAGAGCAGCCCCAGAAAUCCUGAGCAGCACCUGGAAGUGGACAGCCAGGCCAGCAGGAUGGGGAACCCCUCAAGCUGUAUGGUCACUGUUACUGUCACUGCCACCUCUGAGCAGCCUCAGGUUUAUGUGCCAGCCUCCCCAAGUGAACUGGAGUCUAACUCAACCAGCAAAGGGAUUCUCUUUAUGAAGGAGUACGUGAAUGCUGGUGAGGUAUCUUCCGGGGAGCCACUGUCUUCAUUCUACAGCAGCAUCAGCAGCAUUGAGGACUCAGGCAACAUGGAGAAGAAACUCCCACGUGACACUACUCCAUACUCUGAGAGAACAAGUGGAGGGGUCUGUACUUACUGCAACCAGGAGAUCGGAGACUGUCCAAAGAUUACCUUAGAACACCUUGGCCUUCGCUGCCAUGACUAUUGCUUUAAGUGUGGGAUUUGCAGUAAACCAAUGGGUGAGCUUCUGGAUCAGAUCUUCAUUCACCGUGACACCAUCCACUGUGGGAAAUGCUAUGAGAAGCUCUUCUAGCUCCUCCAGGCUAAGAAGAAGCUGAUAACUCCUGGACAAGUUUGACUGUCCCCGCUUGCCCCAAGUUGCUGACUCUUCUUCCCUCACUUCCUCUCUCCUCCAUUUGAUUGCUUCAUGUUUUUGCUCUUCUUAAGUUGAACUUGCUUACAUCCAGUAGCAUCCAUGUCUUAAUGAUGUUAUGAUAAUUACUUGUGUGUGUAGCUUUUUGUAGCUUAGAAAGCACUUCCCAUCCAUUAUGUUACUUCAGGCUCAAGCAAAGAGGAUUGAACAAUAAUUCCAUUUUGGCUUCCCUCAGACUGGCCAGCUCCCUGAUGAGUUUAGGUGGCCUGGUACAAUAGGCACGGACAAGAGUGUGGGGUUCGGUGUAUCCUGACUUUUGGGACAGAGAGCAAAUCACAUUCAGGUUCACAGCUGUGAGUGUGCCUUUGGAACUUGACAGAAGAAGGAGACCUCCUGAAGCUUCUGAGGGGUUAAAGACUGUUGACGAUCCCUGGUGGGUAAAUUGCAGACAUUGAAUGCUAGGGAUUGACAUAGGCUAAUGUUUAGCUUGUCUAUUUGCCAUAUAUAUAUUUUAAACUUUCCGUAUACUUUUACAACUAGUUAGUUGCUUUUGAUUGAGUUAUAUAGCAGAUUUUAAUGACCUUCUGCCUACCUACCUUUCAAUAUAGUUGCGUUUUGUCCUGCAGGCAUGUGGACAUGUAUUAGAAAGUUUACACGUUAGGUUUAAAUUCUAUAGAAUGUGAUUCUUAAGAGGCUACUGACCAAAGGGAAAUCUGUGUCUGAAUCUUGCUAGCUAAUUAAUAACUUUGCCCUCAAUUUCCGAUCCCUAAACUUUACACAGAAAUCCCCUAAAGCAAGUUUUAGGGUCUAUAGACUCCAGCAGGAUUAUGAAGGGAGAAAAUCAGCUAACAUUUCUUGAGGCCUUACUGUGUACCAGGCGUUAUCACAAAGUGGUGGCAUUAAUCCCCAUGCUAAUCUUGUACAGAGGGUAUUCUUCUCCGCAGUUUGCAAAUGAGUAUGUUGAGGCUCAGAGAGGGGGUCAUUGCAUCGUGCAGAACCAUCGCUAUCUCCCUCUAGUAACGGUAAUGACAGACAUGAACGUUGAGUCAAUGCUGAGUAUAUGCGAAGCGCUGUGUGGAGGUGACACCACGCCCUCAAGCCUUCCCUGAGGCACACUUUUACAAAGAGGGGAAGGUGGGGAAUUGCACCCCUCCUCUGGGCAUCCUGGGUCCCCAUAAAAUACCAGAAGGGCCAAACUGGCCCUCUCACCUCCCUUUUCCAUGAAAACACUUCUGAACUGAAAUACUCUCAGCUGGGAACAGAUUUGACUCACAGACCUUCCCAAAGAAGAGCUUGUCAACCCAGGGGAAGCUCCAGUAGGCUAGCCGAUCUGGGCACAGGGCCCUCAGUGACGUCCCAUUUUCCAGUCCAGACUCUGUCCCAAGCUAGUGGCAACUACUGAAACCCCAGGUACUUGGAACAGGGAUACCUGUUGGCCAGCUGGACAGAUGCAGGCCCAUUCAUGCAGUCAGCUGAUGCUCUGCUCAGGUUCGACUGGGCCCCUCUACCUUUGGGACCAGCAUCACUGUGUAAGUUCCUCGAAAGGACAACCUGACAGUUUUUCUGAUGAAAAAUGAGGGCCUUUUCUCUUGGUUUAAUUAGAAAAUGCCUCUCCAUCUCUCUCCAGUUUCUGAGCCCUAUGCACAUUGGCUGGUGUACUUGUUCUUCCUGCCAAAUGAUCAGAGAGGAAUGUUCCAUUUAUUUCCAUAGAUGUGCGUCAGAUUUGCUCUGGAGUGGAAAACUGGCCAUGUACUCGUACAAAAUAUGAGCUGGUUUUCCUCAAGACUAGCCCUCAGCCUGGGACUUUGCAGAUGGUAGGGACUGACACAUAGGUGCUGAAUGAAUGAGUGAAAGGGAAAGAAAGGUCGUGCCUUUGGGUGGGAGGUAGCACCCCUGAGUCUUGGCAGGAUAAAGAGGUCCAAGAUAGGCUGGCUUCCCUACCUUCUAGAUACACUCUGCCUUUAAGAGAGUUUUAGAACCAACAUGCAAGAUAUUGACUCCAAUCUGAAAAAAUCUCUUUCAUGUUUAAAUGGCACAGAAUUCUUCGGACUUAAGGAAGAGAGGUGGUUGCAUUACACUUUCGCUUCUUUUUAUUUGCCUAGAAUUUUAAAUCAUACUUGCUUAACUCAUUAAUGUACACAAUUAUAAUAAAUGGUAAGAUAUUUCAUGUGUAAAUGUUAACGUUUCCUUUUAUAGGUGUAAUAAC